Penaeus indicus is the source of this 999-nucleotide messenger RNA. It is a transcript of the gene CRIF, whose product is annotated as large ribosomal subunit protein mL64-like. Lineage: Eukaryota; Metazoa; Arthropoda; Malacostraca; Decapoda; Penaeidae. Bases 16 to 843 code for a protein of 275 amino acids. Gene Ontology annotation, cellular component: nucleus; mitochondrion. The transcript is spliced from 4 exons. The record is from RefSeq and is a predicted model, not a curated record.
UAAACAACUCUCACGAUGGCUUCCAGGAUGAUCUGCCGGAACCUCUUCUCCUUUUCUAGCAAAAAUCGAGGUCUAGCAACUGCUACUUGGCCUCGGUGUCAGCAGAGUAUACCAGCAGAUGAUGAAGCUCUGCCUGAAAUUAACGAAGCGGAACUGAUUGAAAGAAAAAGGAACACGUCCAGACUAAAUCCACGACAUUACAAGAAGCUCCAUAAAAUAACAAGUCAACUCACAGAGGAUGAGGAACAAGUGUUUUCAUUAUCAUAUCAGCGAAAACUUUAUGGCCGUUAUGGUGCCUCCAGUGGCAUUAAUCCAGCCAAAGCAUGGCCAAGCAAAGAAGAGCUAGAACUUGCAAAGGAAUGGGAAAAUCUUGCUUAUCCUCUUAGUAUUCAAGAGAUGAUUAGUGAAGCAGAACGUCUGAAAAAGGCAGAAGAGGAGAAGAUUAAAAAGAGACAAGCUGACAUCAUGCAGAAGGUAGCCAAGCUAGAGGAUUGGAAAAGAGACGUACGUGAAGGCUUUAAGAAACGGGAAAGAGAAGCCAGGGAAGCAAAGGAAAAGAAGGAACGUCUCAUGGAGGAAGUACGUCAGAUAUUUGGUUUCCGGAUUGAUCCUAAAGAUGAACGUUUCAAAGAAGCAUUGCUGCAGAAAGAGCGGGAAGAGAAACGUGCAGCUAAAGAAGCUAAAAAGAUAGAGCGGCAGCAGAGAAUGAUGGAAAACUUGAGGAAAGCUGCCCAGGAGAGCUCUAGUAGCAGUAAAGAAACAGCUAACUCUUCUGACGGGCUUCAGGGUACUUCUGUUGUUGAAAAUUCAUUAGCACCUCCACAAGUAGAGACUAAAGAAUAAAAAAAAUCAUCACAGAAUAUAUAUAUAUUUAGAUUAUCUUGAAAUAAUGAGAGUUUAAGAUUCUGGAGAUCUUCCAGCAGCUCAUAACAAUGUUUAUUAAAAAAAAAGUUUUAAUACUGAAAACUAAUGAAUGUUCAUAAUGAUUUAUAGUUCACA